AUGCCUUUUCGUCCCCUCCACUCCAACAGCCUUGGCCGUGUCCCCAUCAUCCUCAUUGUCAACACUGCAAACAAAACAAACACACAAUACAACACAACACAACAGAGCUGCCGCCGGUCCCCCCAUCCGUCACGCCCGCCCUCCCGCUAUCGCUACUCUCUCUCGCGCGCGCUCUGUGUAGCAGCAGUACUCGUACUGGUAAUUAAUUACCGUUCGAAUCACCCUCUACCUGCCAUCCCGUCCCCCGCGAGCUCCAGAGUAAUUUAUCCACUGUUACCCAUCGGCCGUUUCCACGCGUUUGCAUCGAUCCCUGCUGUGCCCCCCGGACACAUACCGCGAAAUUAG
Molecule: messenger RNA, 345 nt
Organism: Purpureocillium lilacinum
Lineage: Eukaryota; Fungi; Ascomycota; Sordariomycetes; Hypocreales; Ophiocordycipitaceae
Source: RefSeq, a predicted model, not a curated record